This is a messenger RNA of Armigeres subalbatus, 9287 nucleotides long. RefSeq names its product sex determination protein fruitless (gene psq). NCBI's taxonomy places the organism in Eukaryota, Metazoa, Arthropoda, Insecta, Diptera, Culicidae. Gene Ontology annotation, biological process: regulation of transcription by RNA polymerase II. Gene Ontology annotation, molecular function: protein binding; DNA binding. Bases 555 to 3404 code for a protein of 949 amino acids. The transcript is spliced from 10 exons. The record is from RefSeq and is a predicted model, not a curated record. Gene Ontology annotation, cellular component: nucleus.
UUUUAUUCAUCUAAUCAGUCGCGAGUGCAAAAGUUUCUUAGCUAAUUGAGAAAAAAGUAACCUUUCAUUAUUGAAAUUUUGUGCAUUCUGUGCGUAGAAGAAAAUCAAGUAGAAAUGGUACAACAUUCUUUGCGUAGGUGUUUUUGAUUUUAGUAUUAAUAGUGUCAGUGCGCGUUUUCAGAAGAAAAUGAUGGCGUAAAUAAAAAAGACGAUUGCAGAAUUGAAAAAAAAAUCCUAAUAUUUAGCUGCUGACAGUGUAAUGCAGAUUAUCAAAGAACUGUUUUAAGCGAAAAAAAAUCUUUUAAUUGCACAAAUUGCAAGUUCGACAAAGGAAAAAAAACAAAUCGAGUGCCAUAAAGUGGAUAAACUUAAAAUUGAACAGGCAAUCUUUUUAAUUUAUAUGUGUACAUUGGGAUAGAGUGUAAACAAAGCUAUUCGAAGUUUCGUGACGUAAUUAAAUAUUUGUGCAAUAGGAAUAGUUCUACAAUUUCAAAUAUCGAAAGAUUGUAACAACAAAUUGUGUAUCGUAUUGUGUACCGUAAAUUAUACCAAAUAUGGAGGCCAAAGCAAAUGCAAUACCUACGGUAUAUCCUUCGACACCGCCAUAUUCGAAGGGCGCCCGAUCGUCGCAUCAAUAUUUCAGCCUAAGAUGGAACAAUUACCAAUCAAAUAUGACAUCAGUUUUCCAUGAACUGUUGGAAACCCAGUCCUUUGUUGAUGUCACGUUAGCUUGUGAAUAUAAUUCACUAAAAGCACACAAGGUGGUGCUUUCAGCAUGCUCUGCAUACUUUCAAAAAAUAUUACUGGACAACCCUUGUAAACAUCCAACUAUCAUUUUACCGGCGGAUAUAUGCUUCUCAGAUUUACAAUUCAUCAUCGAAUUUGUUUAUAGAGGGGAAAUUGACGUAUCGGAAGCAGAAUUACAGAGCCUGUUACGAACAGCUGAACAAUUGAAAAUAAAAGGAUUAUGUGAAGUAAGUGAACCUCAAUACGAACAGGAUUUCUCACCAUCCGUUAAACGAUACAAGCCCUAUAGUUCACGAUCACCUGACAGUCGCCAUCCUCCGCCUCCGUCUGGCUCACAGCCUUCGUCGAACACUAGAAGCACACAUUCUUCCUCCUCGCAAAGCAACAAUAACCAAAGUGGACAGGACUCCAAAAGUGGCCAUAAUUCAUCUGGUAGAAAUCAUAGUAAUCUAGAAUCGAUCGUGUCUGAUAAUGGAUCAUCGCCUAUAAAUGUGUUGGAGUCCCAUGAUUUAACUUCAACACCAGGCAAAGAAGGAAAGACAAAAAUGACCAGCCUUGGAAUGGGGGUUGGAAUAAAUGGCUCCGUAAUGGGUGUUCCCAUGGGUUACCUGGACUUUGCUCCCGAGCCUCCUGCACCAACAGCAACUCCUGUGACAGAACAUCAUGAUAUUAGUUGUGCUCCAAGCCACGAUACUCGUGAUCUGUCCAGUAAGUAUGCGAUUUCUAAUAAUGGCGACAUACGGGUUAAAUUUGAAACACUCCGUUCACUGGAUCCUCAAGAUGCAAUUCAGCUUGAUACUCAAGUUGCGCAUCAGAUGCACGCUCAGACACAGCAGCAGCAGCAGCAACAGCAGCAUAUACAACACCAGCAAAUUAUGCAUCAACAACAGCAGACGCAUUUACUGCAACAACAACAACAGCAGCAGCAACAAGUACACAGGCAAACUCCGCAACCCCAGCAAGCAGAUCAUCGCCUUUCACCUCAUCAACAGAUCACACAACAACCACCGCAGCAUCAGCAGCACGUUCUACUGAUUGAUCAGCAGUCGCAACACUCCCACCAUUCAACUCACAGUCCUGCAUCUAAUGCUUCCAGUACAUCUAGCCAGCACCACCCAGAAAAUUUGGUAACGGUUGCAUCCACUGUUCCCGAUAGCAUUGCUCCUUCGGAAAUUAAAACGAGAGUCGUGUUAAAACAAGAGAUUAUGACUGAAGCUGAUCAACAAACCCAGCAACAACACCACCAACAACAACAGAUGGAACUAGAACCAGAUCAAUCGUCGAUGCAUGGAAUGGUUGUCACGCCAGAGAUCUCGGGAAUGAUGAGUCAAAGUCAAAUGAGUGAUAUUUAUCAAUCAGAUGCUAGCGAAGAUUCAAAAGUUGGCAUUUUGGAUGGAUCGUCAACGCAAUACACCAAUUUGACGAGUCCCAAUGCUGGUGAUCCCAAAACACCAAGUGGUCCAAAGACGUGGACAGCUGAAGACAUGGAAUCCGCAUUAGAAGCUUUACGUACUCAUAAUAUGAGUUUGACGAAGGCGUCAGCAACGUACGGUAUUCCAUCUACUACAUUAUGGCAGCGAGCCCAUCGACUCGGUAUCGAUACGCCUAAGAAGGAGGGACCGUCCAAAACGUGGAAUGAAGACUCACUAAACAGCGCGCUAGAGGCGUUACGUACCGGAACGAUAUCGGCGAACAAAGCCUCAAAAGCAUUUGGCAUACCGUCUUCCACUCUGUAUAAAAUUGCUCGACGCGAAGGAAUCCGAUUGGCGGCUCCCUUCAAUGCUGCCCCAACGACUUGGUCCGCGGAAGAUCUUGAUCGUGCCUUGGAAGCUAUUCGUGCUGGCCAAACCUCGGUGCAAAAAGCUAGUACGGAGUUUGGAAUUCCCACCGGUACAUUGUACGGUCGUUGCAAACGAGAAGGAAUCGAACUGUCGCGAUCGAAUCCAACUCCUUGGUCUGAGGACGCAAUGAUGGAAGCAUUGGAAUCUGUCAAGCAGGGACAUAUGUCAAUAAACCAGGCUGCGAUCCACUACAAUCUGCCGUAUAGCUCGCUUUAUGGUCGAUUCAAGCGUGGUAAAUAUGACAAUCCAAACAGCGGUAAUCCAUCGCACUCGAACCACGGAGCAGGUGGUGUAGGCGGAGGCGGUAACAUCGGAGGUAUCGGAGGGAACGUAGGAGCGUCAGCAGUAACGAUGGCUGGCGUUACCAGCAGCCCUCAGAUGGAAUUUAAAAUAGAACCCCAACACAAUGAACAUAGUCCAGAGAACACGACAACAGAAGAAUUCGGAGCAAAUGAUUUAAUAACGAUAUUCCAGCAACAUUAUAAUCCUGCGCUAACAACGUCGUUAUCGACAUCGUCCCUGCCGCCUUCGACGCAAACCCAUCACAUCGUACCAUCACCAUCGCCUGUCAAUAUCCACAUCAUAAAUUCCAAUCAUCACCACCAUCAGCUGCAGCCGACUCCGCCGCCACCGCAUCAAACAGUUUCAACGACGCAUCACGCAGCAAUACAGGGAAACCAACCGCAGCUGAUACAGCAUCACAUCAUUCCGCAGCAGCACCACAUCAUCUAUCAGCAGCCUCUCCAGCAGAUACAGCAACAACCGCAGUACCAUCCUAUGUAUCACAUUAUCAAACAGGAGAACGACAGAAGUUGAAGUUAUCGAUAUCCAAUAAUUUCGCCGUUGCCGGUCCGGCAAACAUCUUCCACAAAACAACUAAAUUGUUAGUAAACAGUAUAGUUUAAAGCCCUGCACCACGUGUACCACUACCGUCGCAGAUAGCAUGAUAUUUGCUUCUUUCCUGGUCCCUGUGUUCUAUUUCGAUUUUUUUACAGUUUUAGUCCUUAUAUUAUAUCAUCAGUGGACAUCGUAUUAAAAAAUUGAAGAAACUCGAAACUCUUUUAUCCGAAGUCGAAGAUAAAUGUCACAACAGAGUACAAUAUACGAGUUUAUUUGGGAAAUGAUACACGUGGUUAAGUGCGAUAAAUCAAACAUCAGGAUUGAUAUAGAUGACUAUUAUCGUGGUAACAGUAAAUUGCUAUAAUGAGAAUAUCUUUAUUGGAAGUGAUAGAGUGAUUGCUGAAUAAAAUGUUUUAAACAUAACUCUUCCAUUGCAUUAAAAAAUAAUUGCAAUUUCAUUUAUAUGUUGACUGUCCAAAACGAAUGGAUAUUUUUUCAGUAUAAAGCCCGCCAAAUCUGUGGCUCUCAGGAUUUUCGUAUGAUUUUGUCUCACUCGUUAUGCAUUUUGUGUAAAGAAUAUAACUUAACUUUCAAAUGCUAAAUAGUUUAUAAAUAUGACAGGAUAAUAUCAUUUCAUAGUAACAUAUACAACUAAAUUAUACUUAUUAGGAAACAUCUACUUAUGUUAAGUUUUAAUGACUUGCUUUGAAGGAUGCGUGAAACGUGAAUCUAUCCUUCCACGAAAAACAUCGGAGACUUUUUGAGAUUUUGUAUUUAGAAAUGUUCUUUACUCGCACUAUAAGAGUUGUUAAGUGUUUUAUAAUUUAUGCAAAAUAGUUUGUUUCAUCAAAAUUUAAACAGGUAAUAGCAUGAGGCAAUAUUGCACAUUGUCCGCUCUGUUCUGUAUGCUUAGUGUGUAUGGAAUCAACAACUUUAUUUCAAAAACAAAAACAUAAGUCAUUAUCGCAAAGCUACCACAAAACAUUUCCUUUCUCAAAGAUAACUUUUUUACAAUGACUUUGAACAUUUUUUUUAAAUCUUCAUUAACGUGAUUGGCCUUCGAACAUCAUCUCAUAGCUCCUGUGUUCUUCUCAUGAAAAAUCAAGCAAUGAAAAGGAAUUUGAUUUAGUUAUCAUUUUUGUGACAUUCUUCAUCAGUGAGCACGCAUGUUAGCGAAAAGAAGCAACGAAAUUGGUGCUGUAUUUCUUCGUUUCGCGAUGAGAUGAAUAUAUGUUCAGUGAGAUGUAAAACGGAACGAUUCUUUUACCACUUAUAAUAAGGCGUCCAAUAUUAUUAUUAUUGUCUUUAUUCAAAAGGGUUUCAACUCUUGGCUGGCUCACCUCUGGAGAGCGGUUCACUAAUUACGUACGGACUGUAUAUGGGGGGAGGGGGUCUCUCAUUCUUUUACGAUUUAUAUAAACAAAAAAAUGUGCUUAUUCUGCGUCCCAUAUGAGGUGAGGCAUUUCGAAUGAAGUGAGAAUUUUCGAUACCUCCCAUUUGAAUUACACGGUCGUCUCACGUGAGACGGGUGGAAAUCGACAAUUCUCGAGUCAUACGAGACGCAAAAUAAGCACAUAUUUAUUGAAAAAAUCCAAUGUAAGGGGGAAGGGACCAGAAAACCCCAAAAAAUGCUAACGUAAUACGUGUACGGCCCCUUAAACAAUUGUGGUUUCCUAAACGAUUCUCAAAAACUGAAUGUGUAAUCAAUGACUAUCAACAGGUCGUUUUUUGGCCGGCUGUAAAAGUCUUAACUGAAUACUGCGAAUACAGUGGUGUUCGCAAUAAUAACAGAAAAACAACAGCUUUUGUUUUCUAAAUACUGAUCUGAAAAACGAUUAAAUAAAUAGUUACAAACUUGAUUAUAGGUUACUACUAAGGAUACCUAUAAGAAUAUAUAAAUAAUAUGAAUUGUCAUAUUCCACACUAUGAAUGGCCAAUAUAUUAAAAAUAAGCACUGCUAUUAAUUCGAACAAUUUGACAUCUAGUAUGUCAUUUUUCAACAAAUUCAAUAAAUUUGAUAUUUCGUGUAUGACAAUUUCAACAUAUUUGUAGUUUAUUGCUAAAAUUUCAGCUCAAUCGGUCAUCGGGGACCAAAGUUACAGUGUGCCAAAGUUGGCUAAUUUGUAUGAAUAUCGGCCUUUGCUGCUAUUAUUCCGAACACCACGGUACUUCAGAACGUGAAAUUGGAGAUUUUGCACGAUUUUACGUUUUUCACUAAUGAUUACUCUUGCCAAAUAAAGUCAUCUAUGUUCUUCAGUAGUUUUAAUUUGACGCGCGCGUGUAUGUGUGUGAGUGUGCGUGUCUGUGCGUGUACGCAUGUGUUUGUGUGCGGAGGUGUGCUUGGAAUUUCCGAUUUGCAAUUGAGUCUAGUUUUGCUAUUGAAAAUUGGCCCUGUCUCCCAUUGCGUUGCACAAUUUUUGAUACAAAAUUGUUUUUUUUGUUUCCAAUGAAUGGAAAAAAAUAGAUUUAUUUCAGAAAUUGCUGCAAUGCAUUAAAAAAUAUGUGAGUAGGAGGAAAUAAAGGAAUCUAUCUUACUGAAGUGUUAUUUUGUACUAUUUUUUUAAAUUACAUUUCAUAAUACACGAGGAAGGCACGGGUGGGUGGAUUAAUCUUUUUUUUUCUCAAUUUGUGGAACAAAAAAAUCGUGACGCUUACUCUAUUGAAUAUUCAAUGAAAUCGUCAACAUUUGUGCUUCAAUAUAUUUUCAACAAUGAGAUGUUUGUACUAUUGAACCAAACAGUCAGAAUUUUAAAAAAUGUUUUUUUGUUACUUUAUCAAUAUACACUAUUUGACUCUAAUGAUUAUUACUAAUUAAAUAAAAAAAAACCUCAAUACUUAAACGAGGCAUACGGUAAUCAAAUCCUGACGACACUCUGUUAAAAACACGUAUAUACACGUAACGAGAACGGUAAUCGAAAUCGCAGGUACGUGGGAUUGCGAACUAACGGGGGUUAACGUUUAUGUUGAUUCUGCGCUCAGUUCUUUUUUCAUACUUUGCAUUUUACUGUUUGAUGUUUUGGACCGGUACAGACUGGAUAACAUUUGAUUUCAUUCAAUUUACCAACCAGAUAAAUUGUAUGUUCCAACACCCGAGAAUCCUGACCUUGUAUUAUGUUCAGUUUACGAACUGAAUAACAUGCUAUUAUUGCUUGUCAUAAGACGAGUUAAUACAAUCCAAUUGAGUUCCACCACUUAAUUGUAUCUUGACAGAUACGUAUUUCGACCUCAACAGUAAGGCCGUCUUCAGUGUCUCGUACUUGACUCGAGUCAAGUACGAGACACUGAAGACGGCCUUACUGUUGAGGUCGAAAUACGUAUCUGUCAAGAUACAAUUAAGUGGUGGAAUUCAAUGGGAUUGUAUUAACUCGUCUUAUGACAAGUGAAGACAUUCCACUAAAAAGCUCAAAAUAAUUUUCUUAUCAUGCUAUUAUUGAAUUGUCGUCACGAGCAAUGUCAGUCCAGUCUGAACAUUAGGCUUUCAGCGAUCGUGUACGUACACGCACGUUUCACUCACACUUCUACUCGGUUUGUUUGCAACCACGAGCAGCUGUCACGGCAAAAUCAAAUGGGAUUGUUUGCAACCACGAACCUGCGUUCGUGUUGGUGAGAAAUGUCGGCGAGACCCUAAUAGUUUGAAAUUUUGGGCUCUAAACGUAUACAUCUCGCGCAUAGAAUCAUAAGGACGUUACUGUAUUCAUCGAUUUGCUCAAUUACUCAGCUGUUUCAGAAGCUACAGUCGUGAUUGUCCCUUCUGGUAUAACAUGCAAUCAUUCUUUAUCACACUAAACCUAAACUACCACUAUUCGCUACAUUGAUAAAAAAAACAUCAACGAAGAGAAAUCGAUCAAUGCACGCCCCUAUGAUUCUAAGUGCGAGGCAUAGUCUAGAACCAUAGUACAAACAUUGUUUCUGCAAGAAAAAGUAAAACAUAUCCAAGUUCCUUCAAAUCUAAAGUGGAGCGCAUGCCAAUAAUAUUCAAACAAAAGUCCAGAGAGAAAUAAAAAAAUCUAUUUUUCAUCUCUGUAGACACUCAAGAUACGUACUCCACACUCUAAUAGCCUAUUCAGAUUACGCCAUUUAUUAUAAUAAAUAUAAUGAUAAAGAGUAACUUGGUGCCACAUACAUUCAGUUUUCUAUCCAAUAUUUAAUUCGAUAAUUAAUAAAAUAAAUAGCGUAAUUUCAAUAGGCUAUAACUUUCAUCUACUCAGUGGCUGAGUAAAAUUGCAUUACCGUUUCUUUGCUUCCCACGGAAAUUGGGUAGAAGAAGAUGGCAAUACAAUUUUACUCAGUCACUGAGUAGGUAAAAGUUAGAGUACAUGAUGCGUGAAGUGAACAAAUAUAAAAUCUCUUUUUUGUCCCAUUGAUGUUAAUACAGUGGAGUAGGUGGGAAAUGUAAUAUAAAUGCAUGAAAUGAUUAAAUCGAACAACAUUUCUUAAAGAUUUUUCUAUUGGAGUUUAAAUUUUUAUUAUUUUUCCCACAAAACAUUAAACCUCCCCUCGAAUAAUUAAAUUUGGGCACGAUACGAUUUUUUAAGGGUCGUAGUCAGAAGAGGAUAACGAAAUUUGUUUCCGCCUAAUUUACUUCAGAAAGCUCCUAUUGCGGUUGGCGCUGAUGCUGUUGAUGCAUGUUAACUUAUUUUACACAGCUUGCAAAACAAUCUUUGUCUCCAACUGUAAAUAAGUAAGAACGAAGCAAAUCAGCAUUUCAGCUGCUUCUCCGUUUCUGCUCCAAUUGCACUUGUAUCAGGUUGCGAUAUGUUUGUUUUUAUAACUUGUAUCGAUUAUGAGAGAUUUUUAAGUCUCUCUUUUAUCGUCUAUCCUUAUCAAUUGGGAGCAAAUUAUAUAAUCCUUUGCCAAACAGCAUAAGAAACUUACGUUAAAUAGUCCUUGAAUAAGAAAACAUGUGUGGUAUGAUAUUUAUUUCAGUACAUUUGACCUAAAAAAAAAAUGAAAAAAAAAUCAGUUUAGUUUUGGAGACUGAGCGUUGGUUUAAAACCAGCAAUAUCCAUGCAUAUAUUUAUUUCUGAGACCAAGAAAAAAUCAACAACCAGUCAAAUAGGUUAUCUUUUUACACUAUUUCGUUUUUCUCGUGAUAGUUAUAAAUUAAAAAAUGAGCAAAACAAUUAACGAAGCACAAGUCGAUCCAUCUACUCAUUCGAAAGGAAUAUUAUGACUAUAAUCGAUUUCAUACAUACAACAAUUACUCAAUCUGGUAUCUACAAACACAUUUUGUUGUUUACUUUUUUAUUCCAUAAAAUCUCAGAACUCCGAAGUUAUAUAUAAUUUGCAGGGCGACAUAGUCAACGUGCAAUGGACGAUUUGUUGUAUUAAAAAAUGAAACGUGUGAAAAAUCAAUAUUCUUAGAAGAAGAAAAACUGCAACACGAAUAAAUUUUGGAUCAUUGAUUAUAUCGUAGGAACCAAAACAGUUAAAUCGUGGAUUGAAAACAUGUGGCUAAAACUAGUGAUUAAAACUAGCGAUGUAUGAGAUUGAAUGUUUAGGAAUCAUUAAAUUUUUAGAUUAGCUAGGCAGAUUCCCUUCCGACAAGCAGAAAUGUCUUAGAAUUGCAUUUUUCAAGAGAAAAAUGACUGUUAUCACAUUGAAACCCCAAAAUAACACACAUUCAAUAGCUGGAACAUUAUUGUUAUUUAUCGGUGUAUGCGGUCUUUUUUCAUACCACUGUACAAUAGGGUAGGCUGGACAAAAUGGAUGUACUAAAAAGUGCGAGUUUAUUAUUUCGAGCGUUUCGUCCUUUAAACUUGUAUGCGGAAAUAUUUUUGACAAAAUUUUGGACUAUUUUUAUCUCAGUAUUACACUUGUUUUAAAAUUUCUAAAUGAAAAAUCCAACUGUUCGACGGA